Molecule: messenger RNA, 1262 nt
Organism: Zingiber officinale
Lineage: Eukaryota; Viridiplantae; Streptophyta; Magnoliopsida; Zingiberales; Zingiberaceae
Product: COP9 signalosome complex subunit 6-like
Exons: 9
Coding region: 129-1073 (314 amino acids)
Biological process (GO): protein deneddylation
Cellular component (GO): COP9 signalosome
Molecular function (GO): protein binding; metallopeptidase activity
Source: RefSeq, a predicted model, not a curated record
AAAAUAUAAAUUGGAAAAGAAAGUUGGAACGAACUUUACUAGAGGAGAAAGACAGCGAGAAGGGCAGAGGAUCGGGUUCUCUCUUCGACUCUCGCGGCAGCGGCGGCGAAGAGCGGGGCGGCGCAGCGAUGGCGUCCUCGUCGGCGGGCAGCGGGCUGACCUUCAAGCUCCACCCGCUGGUGAUCGUCAACAUCUCCGAUCACCACACCCGUGUCAAGGCCCAGACUCAUCACACUGAUGAUGGUAGCGGAAGCAGCGGCGGCAGCGGCGGUGCUGCGACUGCGGUCCGCGUAUUCGGAUGUGUCAUCGGCGUCCAGAGAGGCCGAACUGUCGAGAUCUUCAACAGCUUCGAGCUCCUCUACGACCCCCUUACCCACUCCCUGGACCGCUCCUUCCUCGAGAAGAAGCAAGAGCUCUAUAAGAAGGUAUUUCCUAACUUCUAUAUACUGGGUUGGUAUUCAACGGGUAGCGAAGCACAAGAAUCAGAUCUGCAGAUCCAUAAAGCUUUGAUGGACAUUAAUGAGAGUCCAGUUUAUGUUCUUCUAAAUCCUGUGAUAAACCAUUCUCAAAAGGAUCUUCCACUUACCAUCUAUGAAAGUGAGUUGCACAUUAUUGAUGGAAUCCCACAGCUCAUAUUUGUUAGAUCAAGUUACACUAUAGAGACUGUUGAAGCAGAGAGAAUUUCAGUGGACCAUGUGGCACAUCUAAAACCAUCUGAUGGUGGAUCUGCUGCAACUCAAUUGGCUGCUCAUCUUACUGGCAUACACAGUGCUAUUAAAAUGCUGAAUAGCAGGAUCAGAAUCAUUCAUCAGUAUCUUGUUGCUAUGCAAAAGGGUGAAGUCCCUCUGGAUAACUCAAUUCUCAGACAAGUCUCGAGUCUACUGAGAAGACUGCCAGCCAUGGAAUCAGAGAAGUUUCAGGAUGAUUUCUUGAUGGAGUACAAUGAGACUCUUCUUGUAGCAUACCUUGCCAUGUUGACCAAUUGUUCGAGCACCUUGAAUGAUCUGGUUGAUAAAUUCAACGCCAUCUAUGAUAGACACACCAAAAGAGGCGGCCGGACUGCCUUUAUCUAGUUUUACUUUGGCAUUUCCUCUGCAAAUGCUCAAUGGUUUUCAAUCAUUUGAUGGAUGUAGAGUUGGGAUUUUGUUACCCCCAACUUGUUUCUUAAGAGAAAAAGGGUUAUUUCAUUUAUGAAACUCUAGAAGAGGUACAAAAUCUCAUUAUUUUUCUUUGCACACUUUGAGUGUCAGGCGAAUUGAUAA